Molecule: messenger RNA, 1002 nt
Organism: Penicillium chermesinum
Lineage: Eukaryota; Fungi; Ascomycota; Eurotiomycetes; Eurotiales; Aspergillaceae
Product: acyl-CoA thioesterase
Exons: 2
Coding region: 1-1002 (333 amino acids)
Source: RefSeq, a predicted model, not a curated record
AUGCACGACGUACUUUCAGCCGUGGCAUCGCUCGCCUCAUGGCGCACGCUAGCUAUUAUCUUGGCCCUUGUCAAUUUGAAAAACCUUCCAUUCGGGUGGCACCUUCGCGUGCUGUACCACUUUUUGCGAAACUUGCGCUUCAAGCCCAAUGAUCCUUUCUUCCCAAAGGGCAAGGCCAUAAUAGACUCGCAUGGCCAGCCAACACAUCCCAUAUUCGUCCCAUGCAGCGUCAUGUCACGAACACCGUUGUUGGAGACGGAUUACAAUCUACACAAGUCUAAUAGCACGUAUUUUUCCGACUUGGAUAUUGCACGUACGGCGCUCGUUACUCGGAUUUACAGCCCUGGUGCUGGCAUUGUCAGCAAAGAGCUCGACCAAGAAUUCCGCGAGGCAAGCAAGAAGGAAGGCAAGAAAGCUCCAAGGUCCAAGCCUAUCAUGGUGGUGCUGGGUUCUGUGUAUUGCACCUUCAAGCGCGAGAUCAAACCUUUUGAACUAUACGAAAUGCAAUCCAAAAUCAUUUCGUGGGACAAGAAAUGGUUGUACAUCCAGACAACGUUCCUGCGGCCUGCGAAGAAGACCGGCGGCGAGAAAACGCUGCUGGCGAUAGGCCUGAGCAAGUAUGUUGUGAAGAAGGGCCGCCUGACUGUGUCGCCGGAGCGUAUUUUGCGUGCAGGUGGCUUCCUCCCAGAGCGCCCUGCGGAGACCGCUGCGGCUGACUCCUCUACAAGCGUUUCGGGGGUUGGAACGCCUGCCAGUGGGGAAGGAAUCGCUGCUAGUGGAGCUCUUGACGGGUCGUUGGCUCGUGAGGUGCUCAAGAUCAGUGAGAAACAGCUCCCCGACCGUGAGGCUCUUGAGCGAGAGAAGAAGACCAACUCAGAUUCAUGGAACGUCGAAGAGUGGACCUGGGAACGUAUUGAACAGGAACGAUUACGAGGCUUGCACGUGGUGGAGCCUUAUAUCAAUAUGGAUGUUCAGUUGGAGCACGAGGUGCACGGCAAAUAG